Molecule: messenger RNA, 1461 nt
Organism: Dreissena polymorpha
Lineage: Eukaryota; Metazoa; Mollusca; Bivalvia; Myida; Dreissenidae
Exons: 6
Coding region: 277-798 (173 amino acids)
Biological process (GO): carbohydrate metabolic process
Molecular function (GO): hydrolase activity, hydrolyzing O-glycosyl compounds
Source: RefSeq, a predicted model, not a curated record
UAGGGUCAGAUCCGUUCAACUGAAGCCAUGGCAACGCUGAAGGCUCUCAACGCCUCUGGUAUCCCAGUCAGAGGCCACAAUAUUUUCUGGGGAAUGGAUUGGCACACGCCAACCUGGGUGACAACAUUUAAACAACAUGACCUCCAAACUGCCAUGGACAACAGAAUAAAUAACGUUGUUACCAUGACGAGAAAUUAUGUCCGCCAUUGGGACGUGAACAACGAGAAUCUCCAUGGUGAUUUCUACGAAUAGAAAACACGUGACCCGAACAUCACCAUGAAGAUGUUCUCAUCAGUCCAUAAGGUGGAUCCCAAUGUUCAACUCUUCCUAAACGAUUACGGAAUAAUGGAGGACACUGCGGCACAGUCUUUACGGAACCAAGCAAUGAUGUUCAAAAGUGCGGGAGUGCCGAUCCAUGGAAUCGGGAUCCAAAGUCAUCUACGUGACAUAAAUGUCGACAUAACAACGAUGAAGGCUCGACUGGACACUGUUGCAGAGGCAGUGUUACCUAUUUGGAUUACAGAGCUCUCCAUUGAGACGACAAAUGAAACAGUCAAGGCGAGUGUUCUCAGACCCAAUGCUGCUGGACUGGUUUACCAAGAACUCUACAAGACAACAUGGCGUACAAAUACAACGCUGCCAGUCCAUGGCAACGGUGACGUCACAGUUCGUGGUUUCCAGGGUGUUUACAAGGUCACAGUCAAGAAAAGUGGAAAGGAGUUAACCAAUAAAUAUGUCAGCGUUAUGGAUGACAAGGCCAUUGUAGUGGACAUGACUAAGAGUUUUAUGUUGAAGUAGAUGUGGAUCUUAAUUAGCUUAUUGCUUUGCUUAUGACCGUACCUCGGUUGUUGGAAUGGUGUUUCGUUCCUUUCUUCAUUAUUUUGUUACGAGCAUGCAUUUGCCCACGAUUUUCCAAUUUAGCUGGUUAUAAUAUUGGAAAGGAAGACGCGUAACAAUAGUAUGGUCAACCAGUAAAAGAUUAAAAUAACAAAUGGCUUAUAACGUAAAACUAUAGACAUCAUAUUAGAUGAGGUAACUGAUUAUACUUUAUUUAGUGAUGAUUACUCUCAAGGCUAAGGUUUAAAAAUGUACGUUAAAUGUAACACGGAUAUUAACCAGUUGAAUUAUUAGAUGUGUUGACUGAAAAAUGGGUAGUUUCUCAUAUUUAGGGAAAAUUUUAUUCACUUUACUUAUAAUAUGUGUUUUUAUGUUUAUAGAUUGUUGAAAAUCUUUGAUAGGGGUAUCCUAUAUACAAGCUUUGUUACACGUGUUCGACGUGCCCAUGAGUUCACAGUUUACAUUUGGGUUCACAGGUGGAUUAUCCGCGCCAACCAUCGUCGGUUAGACUUCAAUAAAGCUCAUGGAGGAUGUUGCAUGUUUGUUUUAAUUUCUUCAAUAUUAGUGUUCGAAAUGAAGAAUGUUAUUAAACAAUCGUUUUUCGGAAUAAAUAAGCUAUUGACA